This is a messenger RNA of Penicillium odoratum, 1866 nucleotides long. Its product is annotated as sugar porter family MFS transporter. Gene Ontology annotation, biological process: transmembrane transport. Lineage: Eukaryota; Fungi; Ascomycota; Eurotiomycetes; Eurotiales; Aspergillaceae. Gene Ontology annotation, cellular component: membrane. Gene Ontology annotation, molecular function: myo-inositol:proton symporter activity. The coding region runs from base 1 to 1866 and encodes 621 amino acids. The record is from RefSeq and is a predicted model, not a curated record. The transcript has 4 exons.
AUGAAGGACGGUGAGAUAAUAGAUCCUGUGGAGGGGUCAAGUGAUAAGACUGAUGAUCACAUCUCUUAUGAACACACGGAGAAGAGGCUUGGACACCAGGACUUGGAAGGUCGUGGGCCAAAUAACCUCAAUGCGGUCUUCCAAAACCCUUUGGCAGGUAUCCCUCGUGAGCAAUUAUUCAAAGAUGUCGAAGAAUUCUGCAUAAAAUUCGAUCUGCUGGAUGAUCUCGAAACCUUUAAGAAAGGGGCCUUGGCUUCACAAAGUCCUGAAACGGCAACACAGUUGAGCGAUCUCGACGAGGGAGAAAGGGAAGCCCUCAUUCGAGAACAUACGCACAAGUGGCAUCAACCAUGGCAGCUAUACUGGCUCGCAAUUAUGUGCUCCCUAGCUGCUGCGGUGCAGGGAAUGGAUGAGACAGUCAACAAUGGUGCCCAGGCUUUUUACCUGAAGCGAUUUGGAAUAGAAAACAGCGAUAAUCUUACCGGUCUUGUCGUCGGAGCCCCAUACCUAGCCUGUGCUAUUCUCGGCUGCUGGCUCACCGAGCCCCUCAACCGAUACCUCGCGCGUCGCGGUACAAUCUUCAUCUUCUGCCUCAUCGCAGCUAUCGCCUCAAUCUGGGAAGGCGUCGCCAACUCAUGGGUAAACUUAUUCAUUGCGCGUUUUGUGCUCGGAUUAGGAAUUGGCUCGAAAUCCACCACGGUGCCUAUCUAUGCAGCCGAAUGCUCGCCGGCUCCUAUUCGAGGCGCAUUAGUGAUGAUGUGGCAGAUGUGGACUGCAUUCGGUAUCAUGCUGGGUAAUAUCAUGGGCGUUGCCUUCAUGAGUGUCGGGAAUGACCUCAACUGGCGUCUUAUGCUGGGAUCUACCGUGGUCCUUCCCUUGAUUGUCUGUGCUCAGGUCUAUGUCUGUCCUGAGUCGCCCAGAUGGCUCAUUCAGCACGGCAAGAUCCACAAGGCCUAUGUGAAUUUCAAGAUUCUUCGUCCUACAGAGCUGCAGGCAGCACGGGAUCUGUACUAUGCAUAUGUGGGCGUGGAACUCGAGCGCGAGAUCAACAAGGGAAAGAACUUUUUCUCGAUGUUCUUGGAGCUUUUUACUGUACCGCGGAACCGUCGGGCCACGCUGGCUAGCUGGAUUGUCAUGUUUAUGCAGCAGUUCUGCGGCGUCAACGUGAUCGCCUACUAUUCCACGACCAUCUUUGUAGAUUCCGGCUACAGUACCUCGUCUGCAUUGCUUGCAUCCAUGGGCACGGGCAUUCUCAACUGGGUUUUCGCUUUGCCAGCCGUGUUUACUAUCGAUACCUGGGGUCGCCGCAAUCUUCUGCUCUUCACGUUCCCCUUCCUAGCCAUCUUCCUCCUCCGGGCGGGCUUCUCGUUUUGGAUCGAUGCCAAUGAUGGCCACAAGCGGAUUGCUAUGGUGACCACGGGCAUGUAUUUGUUUGAGGUCUUUUAUUCGCCGGGUGAAGGACCUGUUCCGUUUACCUACUCCGCCGAGGCAUUCCCUCUGCACGUCCGAGAAGUGGGCAUGUCAUGGGCCACUGCUACAACUUGGUGCUUCAACUUUAUUUUAUCCUUUACCUGGCCACAUCUUUUGACAUCAUUUAAGCCGCAAGGUGCCUUUGGAUGGUAUGCUGGCUGGUGUGUCAUUGGCUGGUUCCUGGUUUUGCUUUUUGUUCCGGAGACAAAAGCUCUUACCUUGGAGGAGUUGGAUCAGGUAUUCUCCGUAUCUACGAGGAAGCAUGCUGCGUACCAAAUUCGGAACUGUGCCUGGCAUUUCCGGGUGUGGAUUCUCCGCCAGAAAUUAGCGCCUCUGCCUAAGUUUUAUCAAGGAGCUGAACAUCUUGCUGAAGUUGGUGACACCAUGUCAAAAUAG